CAGGCACAUAAAGAGGUACAGAGACCCACCCACUGUGAUACCCAGGUACAGGGUGGGACACUGACACACGCAGACUGAGAGAGAGACCCAAGUGACAGAGACCGAAGCAGUUACACAGACAGCAGUGACAGAAGCCUCUGUUGAAGCAGAAGUCCCGCCCUCCUCUUCCUCUCAUUGGGUCGCUCCGGGGCUGCGCGUCGGUUCGCCGGUAACUUUCCCGGGCGUAGGUCAGCGGCGCUGCCAAUCACCGGUGGCCCCUUCCGACUGUGAGCUGGGCUUGGUAGAAGCGUCAAAGCAGAAGCUGAAGGGAAGCCGCUCGCCCGCCUCCGCCUCCCCGGUACCAGCGAGCCGCAAUGGAGGAGGCGAUACAUCAGACGGAAGAUGAAACGUUACGCGCGGGCACCGUCCCCAAAGUGUGCAAACAGCGAAGCCCAUACAGUGUGCACAAAGCGUUCCCCGGGAAGAAGGUGAUGAUGGCCAGGAGGUACGAGAGACCUACAAUGGUGGAGAUCCCGCAGCUGGCCAUUGGCGCUGGAGCAGGAGGAGGAGCUCCCCAUCAGAGUCACCACCAGCAGCCCGUUGCCAUAAACAGCGGGCAGCAGCAACAGCAUUACCACCAUCAGUACCACCAACAGCAGCAUUACCCUUAUCAGAGCACGUCCAACAGUAGGCUGGUCCCGGGAACAGCAUCGCCAGCGACAUCAACGUUUGCUUCGGCAUCUCAGUCACACCUUGGAGCGACCGACCCUGACCAUCCUUCCGCCAGGUACAACGGCAUAUCCACGAACCAGCCAGCGGCUGAGAGCAGCAACAUCAACCUGAGCGCAGAGAGCCGCUUAAUACUUGAUGCCUUUGCACAACAAUGCAGUCGAGUCCUGACUCUCCUGAAGGACAAUGGAAAACUUCUGGACACCAGCCACCCUCAAGUUAUUUCAUGUGUGAAAAGGGAGAGUGGAUGUUAUGAUGAGCACACAGGACAGUGCCAACUUGUCCGAGGUGACCCCGUGCAGCCACAGACAGCAGGCAACCCCGAGAUGGAACUGGAGUAUGUGCAGAAGAGACAUCAGACCUCAGCCUUGCUACGGGUAUUUACUGAUUCCCUUCAAAGUUACCUCCUGACUGGAGGGCGACCUUCACAGAGUAAUGUAGAAGGAAGUGAGUGCAGUCACAUGACAGAAAUGGAUCCACUUUCCACAUCUCCUACCCACACGAUGGGAGGGUGGACAUCCCCAGCAACAUCAGAAUCUCAUGUCCAUCCGUCAUCAACAUUUCCUGAGGAGGAAGAAGAGGAUGGCUACUGUCAGAGGUGCCAAGAGCUGGAACAGGAAGUAGUUUUACUCCAACAGGAAAAUGAGGAGCUGAGGAGAACCUUGGAUAACAUUCCAGUGCCCUGCCAGACUGUUCUCGAUUAUUACAAGACUGUCCUUCAGCAUCACAACCAACUUGUUCAACCAGUCUCAGAGGAGCAGCCACCAGAGGGGAACAAACAGUUGUUGACCAACUAUCCAGUCUAUAUCACCAGUAAACAAUGGGACGAGGCUGUCAAUUCAUCUAAGAAAGAUGGCCGUCGACUACUCCGUUACCUCAUUAGAUAUGUGUUCACAACAGACGAGCUGAAGUAUUCGUGUGGCCUGGGGAAAAGGAAGCGAUCAAUGCCACUUGGGGAGCCAGGGCCUGAGCGACGCCCUCUCGACCCAGUCAAAGUGACCUGCCUCCGAGAAUUCAUUCGGAUGCAUUGCACCUCCAACCCGGAUUGGUGGAUGCCAUCAGAAGAACAAAUUAACAAAGUCUUCAGUGAUGCUGUUGGGCAUGCUCGGCAGGGACGCGCUGUGGGAACUUUCCUUGGUGCCAGUGGCCCCUAUCAUGAAGGCUAUGACCAUCAGAUGUCACAGGAUGAAGUAUACAACAAGGGGUGCCAUGAGGGUGCUGGAGACUGAGCCCACACAGUUUGAUGUAACUGCCAGGCUGAUGUAGAAAAUGAAUGUGUAAUACUCCAUCGUUGUAUUGGUGUUGACACCAACUUGAUAUGAUGCAAAUCAAUUUAAAACGAGAACAUUUAAUUAAAAUAAGAUUUCCUACAGAAGAGAUACCAAAAGUGACCUCAAAGGUUAACCUGCUUUGACUGUGAUUAAUUUGGUAAAUCCAUUGUCCUGACCACCUGAAGUGCUAUCCCAGGCUUGGGACUGAGGAAUGUUACUUAUCUGACCAAAUUAACAAAAUAUUAUUCAGCCUAGAAAGCAUCCUUUAGAAGUAAAACAUCAAAAUAGUUUAUUUUCCACAUGUGUUUGAGUGGUCUGAAGCUACAAAAAUUCUGAAUUAACUGUGGUUGAAAUACAUCAAAAUCAAAUCCUGGGCAUAUAAGCUCUAGUCAACUCAUGAAUUAAUAGGAAAGUAUAGCCUUUAAAAUCUGGAGCUUGUCCUAACUUGCAACAUUUCAGAGAUAUCAAAUUAGGAGUUAGGCUUGUAGUCAAAGACAUCUUAGCUGUGUAGUAAUAUCAUUUACUGAAUGUAAAAUUUUGCCCAGUCUACCAUUCUGUAAACUCAAUUGACCACCACAGUUUUAAUUACCAGCUUUAUUAUGCAGCUGUUCAGAAAUGUAGCCACCUUGUUAAGGAAAUCAAUGAGAAGUAUGAUGUUAAUUCUAAGAAUGACAGAAGAAGCUGAGGCAGGUAAGUAGCAUUCCCUUCAGAAAUGCCUAUCUGCCAAUUAUCUCAGACACUGGUUUAGGUUAUAUUGCACUUUGUUUGAAUACCUUCUAUCUGUGUGUACAAGUGCAUUAACAAUAAAUGUUGUAGCUUUGUAUUACUUGUAUUAAAAUAAUUUUGUUAAGGAAAUUAACUUUAAAAGGUAUAUAUUAAUUAUUCCAUCCCAUAGGAGAUGUUUCUUAUCCACUUUCAAACUGACUGUUAUGAAAGCAUUUGACCCCAUUUCAUGUUCAUAGUUAGUUGACCCACUGAUUAUGAUUACUAUAUCACCCUGUUGCUACUAAUAAACUUCAACUAUUAAAAGUUUUGCACAUUUGAAGAAAGCUUAAAACAGUGACUUGGGAAUCAAGAGGGUGCAUCAUUCUGCUUGUGGAAAAAUAUAUAGUGUAAAAUGAAAGGAAACAUGACCAGCUGUCUCUUUAAUAGCAUCCCACAUUACAGUCAGAGGACCUUUAUAUUUUUAUACUUUUAAACACUGAGGUUUUUUUUUUACCUUUGUUAUUUUCUAAUACAGUAUUAAAUUGUAACCCUGUAAGGAGCAAUCAAUAAAAAUAUUUUCUGGGUAAUAAAUACAUUAGUUUGGUUAAAGAGAAAACACCAUUGAAGCUUUGUUUUAACAUUAUGAUAACAUAUAAAGGUGGUAUCUGCUGAUAAAUCUGAAAAAUUAUUUCCAAAGUGCAGCUUGUUCAUUUGUACAUUAGAAUGAAAAAUCACUUGUCAGAUCCAAUCAUUCACCAGACAGUAGAUUGAAAACAUAGUAGAUUUAACAUUACUCAUGCUAUCCUCUAACCUUUAUCAAAAUAUUGGAGGGUAGUGUAAAGUCUCCAGUACAUUUCAAAUCCACCGUGAAUGUCAUGGAAUUUGAUUUGCAUGAAGUAUCAACUACAGCUCAGUUGGUAGUAUCCCUGCCUCUCAGUUAAAGGAUUGUAGGUUCCAAUACAACUCCAGAGACUUUGAGACUUGAGUGCCAACCCAAGCUGAUAAUUCAUUGAAGUAGUGAUGAAUUGUGCAAUGACAGCUAUGCCGUCUUCCAGAUGGAACAAUAAACCGAAGGUCUGUUUUCAUUUUGAGACUUUGCAGAACUACUCUGCAGAAAAAUAAGGUACAAUGUCACUGCGAGUAGAACUGCUGCUCACAGCAAUAGAGACCCCAGUUGAACCCAGAACUCCCUGUGACUAAGUAAUAGUUUAAUUGACCACUGUAAAUUGCCCCUAGAGUGGAGGUGAAUAGUAGAAUCUUGGGAGUUAUGGAGGAUGUGAGAAAAUAAAAUGGGAAUAAUGUAGGAUCAUUGCAGAUGGGUGGUUGAUGUUUGACAUUAGACACUGCGGAUCAAAGAACCUGUUUCUGAGCUGUGUGAAUUUAUGACUCCAAGAUGUUCUUUCAGCAUACUGGUCAAUAUUAAUUGUUCAUUCAUCAUCGCAAAGUCAGAUUUUUAUUUCGCUCAUUACUUCUUUGCUUUUUGUGGGAUCUUGCUUUGUGUAAACUGACUGCUACAUAUCAGAAUGGGAGGUAAUUGUGUCCAUUAACUCCAUGCUGGCUGUCCCCUAUCCCCUGCACAUUCCCCGUAAUCCUAUAUUAUAGUGGGGGGGGGGGGGGGGCGGGUACAGGAGUAAGUUGGGGUAUGCUAAAUUCAGCAGGAAGUUUAGGAAUGCAGUUUCUUUUUCCACCUGACAUCCAUUGUGGAUGAUCUUUUAGUGAGCAGCAGUAAUCUACACGAUAGCAUUCAUUCUUUGAAAACAUCUAAUAUUUCCUAAAUGCUUUGCUUGUAUUGGGGUCAGUUCUGUGAAGACUUUGUGUUCCGUGUGCCAGUGAUAAGGACUGAAUACUUUGCACUUCCAGCAUUGUCCAUUAAACAUAAUAGAAACACUGACCAAGGGUGCAGGCUACUGAAGGCAGAAUAUAAGGUUAUUAAAGUCUAUUGUGAAGUCUGUUGUUAUAACUAAAAACCUAACUGCCACUGCAAUGCAAAUAACAAUAAUCCAAAUUACUUACAGUGCUUCUAUAAUUAGUCCACUGAGGAAAACAAUUGUACCUAGCAGCACAUUAAGUUAUGAGCCAAGUUUCAGCUAUUGAUUAAGAAUGGACAACAAAAACUAAUCAAUUGAAUGUAAUUUUGUUUGAUUGUCUUUCCCUUCUUUCAUUGCUGACAUCUGGCUGCUCGUCCCUGGUUGAUUUUCUAGGCCAAACUUAAACAUGUAACAGGUAAUGUUACUACAAGUCUUGCAGACAAGACUUAUAUUCAUGUUACACACUAUGUUAGUACUUCUAUUGUAAAUGAGUGGGAACCUACACCCAGUUCCCCGUUCCAUAAAACUCCAAAGAGGAACACCUCAAUGGGAUUCCAGUAGGUGAACUGACUCAGGAAGAGCAGAAACUAAACCUAGUUCAGUACAAUAUACUGUGUAUAUAAAUCAAUUAUACAGGAAAGAAAAGUCAGUCUGUGGAAGCUCUGAUUUAUGCAGUCUUUGAGUGGGUUUUCCUUUUGGGAAUAUGGAAUCAGAAUUUUCUCUGAGAAAUGCAAUAAAGAAAACAAUGUUUAACUUGUUAAUUAAAAAUAUGCUUUGAUUUUGAACAUUUGAUUACUUUAGUCCAUUCCUAGGUUCUGAUAAUUUGUUUGGUACCAAUACUGGCAUACGGUACAAUGAUAAUUCAGUCAGUUGUCAACAGCCUACUGAACCCAAUUCAGAAUCAGAAUUAUCUCUUAUAGAUAACAGACAUUUGUUUUGCUGCAGCAGAGCAGUGCAAAGACAUAAAAUUAUAAUAAAUGACAAAAUAAAUUGCGCAAAAGAAAGGAUUAAGGAGUUAGUGUUUAUAGGCCAAUCAGAAAUCAGAUGGCAGAGUGAGAGAAGCUGUUCCUGAAUCAUUGAGGGUGGGUCUUCAUGCUCCUGUACCUUCUUCCUGAUGGCAGUAAUGAGAAAAAGGCAUUACCUGAAUGGUGAGGAUCUUCUUUAGGCUCUACCUCUUUAGGAUGUCCUUGAUGAUGAAUAGGACCGUGCACAUAUUUUCAGAAAGCAUUGUAUGAUUAUCAACCCAAUACCACCUUCUGCCCCAGAGUGAGACGCAUUUGCUUUCCAACCUUUGGUUAAACAAGAAAUAUCAUCUAUGGGAUUCUUUUAUAAGGUUGAGCACUUUUCCCUGUUUUUGCACCAUUAGUGUGACUGGUCAGUGCAGUGAAAAGUAAAUGUAAAAUCUUGUUGACUAUGGAAGAUUAGUAAUGUUAGCAUUCUCACAAGUGUACUUCACUGUCUUAAUUAAAUGUGCACUGACUUGGAACAGACCUUUUUGUUAUAUGUUGACCAUCUGUCUAUGGUAAUGUGUGUAGUCUCAAUGUAGCUUUUACAUUGUCAAUUGUUGAGACCAGCCACACAAUAAAUGAUGUACAUUACUGCUUUGUCUUUGAUCUCUGUAUUAUAUUUGAUGUUUUAGGAUCUUCCAGUUUCGUAGUUGUCUUUUUUUUCUAAAUUGAGCAGCAAGGAGGGGAAGAAAUUGUAUACACUUGUGAUUUUGUAUGUAGCGAUUUAAUCUGUCCUCUACACUUGUACGACAUCUGCCUUAAUAACAACUAAC
This is a messenger RNA of Hypanus sabinus (Atlantic stingray), 6272 nucleotides long. RefSeq names its product BEN domain-containing protein 4. Bases 354 to 1937 code for a protein of 527 amino acids. Gene Ontology annotation, molecular function: DNA binding. Lineage: Eukaryota; Metazoa; Chordata; Chondrichthyes; Myliobatiformes; Dasyatidae. The record is from RefSeq and is a predicted model, not a curated record. The transcript is spliced from 5 exons.